AUGGUGGGGGUUUCAGACGACCGCGCGGAGCACUACGUGAAUCUUGAGAGCGCGCUGCUUUCUGCUCCAGCUAUUCUCGAGGCGGACGAUCACCUGAGCAGAAUCUUUUCGGAAUUCGUGCCUCGGCUGGUCUCGGAACGGGAGUUUUGGAAGCGGUAUUUCUACGUGGUGGCGAAGGUGGAGCUCGAAUUAGAGCACGAGGAGGACUGGGGUGCUGCGGACCCUUCUCCCCUCGGCUCCCCUGCCAGUGUGGGAUCGCACGGACGGCUUUUCUCGCUUCCCAUGUGGCAUCCUAAGGAACGGGACAUGAAUGGUAGCACUUGCAGCACAACGACGAGCGUGUGCAGCUUUGGAGGAAACGUGGACCCGCCCAAUAUCCCAUCCUCUGUGCUCCUGCGCAAUCUCGCCCAGGCUGUCAGCUACUCUGCUCCGUUUGCGACGCUCAAGGACCUGGUAGCCCACAAUGGCAAGUGGCCGGGCACUGCCCUCGCACAGGCUGUGGGAGCUGGGAUUGGCCGAGCCUUCUCCCUCUCCUCUAUAUCGAAUGUGGCGGCGCUCAUGGCAGAACUACCUUCGGAGAAGGACAUGGCGCAGCUGUGGCUGGCGCUGGUAGAACAGGUGAGCUGUUGGAACCACUCUGGCCUUAGGCAGACCCGAGGGGCCGCUCUGGUGCACUCAGUGCAUGGGUCGUAUCUGGACAGCUUUGUGGCGCAGGUGGCGGCGUUCAUGGCGGAGCUGCUCUCGGAGAAGGGCAUGGCGCAGCUGUGGCUGGCGCUGGUAGAACAGGUGAGCUGCUGGGUCCACCCUGUGGACGCUCUUGGAGCAGGUGGGUGGGCUGCGGGGGAUCCUGUAUCUGCUGCGCUCAUGGCGGAGCUGCCCUCGGAGAAGGACAUGGCACAGCUGUGGCUGGCGCUCGUAGAACAGGUGAGCUGCCCUGUCCACUCAACGAGCCCGCUGGUAGAGCGGGUGAGCUGCUGGAACCACUCUGGCCUUAGGUCGGAGCAGCUGUGGCUGGCGCAGCUGUGGCUGGCGUCGGUGGAACAGCUGCGGGCGCGGUGGAAGCAGGGGGUGCCGGUGCCGCACGUGGGGGCGGGCAGGGGCGGGCCGGACCUGCGGCUGUGCGAGCUGCGGGUGCGGUGGAAGCAGGGGGUGCCGGUGCCGCAUGUAGCAGCAGGCAGGCACGGCCCGGACCUGCGGCUGUGCGAGGUGAUGCAGCACCUGCAGCUGCUCAACUGCUGCAUCGCCCGCCAGCGCCGACGCAAGACUAUCGGGUUUGCGUGUAAGCUUCCAGGCUCAGCAGCAGCAGGAACAGGUGCUGGUGGUGGUGUUGUGGGAAGGGGUGGCAGCAGGAAGAUCAGGGAAUCGUUGUCAGAAGGUGCUGCGGGUUUUGCUGUUACUGCAGGUGCUGCUGGUGUGGGUAGGCCUAGUAGCAGCAAUGUCAGGGCAGUUUUGUCAGAAGGGGCUGAUUGUGGGAGCGACAUGUCAGCAGCAAGCACUGACGGCUCAGAGCCCUGUGAUGCUUCAAAAGGUGCUGUUGCUGCGGGGAGAAGCGCGAGAGACGUUUGCCUAGGAGGAGCAGAGGAGCAGAGCAGAGCAGAGGAGACGCUGGAAGCACAAUGGGCAGAUACUGAAACUCUAAAUCGCAGUAGUGAAGCCACAUGCACCGUGCCUGAAGCAGGGGGCAAUGCUGGCAUGGAAUCCUGUGACUGCAUUAUGAAUUCAUCUGAGGAGCCUCCCUUUUACACAGCAGCAAGGGGAGGAGCAGGAGGAGCUGGAGAUGAUUCAUGCGGUGCGGAUGAUGAUCUGGCAGCGGGGCCGUGCUGGAAUCGGGACUGUCCAGGUCAGCACCUGUUUCUAUGUGACACGUGCUCUCUGCCAUGUGGGAAUCACCCACCAGUGGAGCAUACGGGUCAGGUAUCGCCAGGGGCGGCGCCGGGGGCAGCAGCAGCAGAGUAUCACCUUGACGCAUGCUAUGCGCGGGUGCAGUCAGGGAGGCGUGUGCUGCGGAGGGGCGUCAAGGAGCAGUCAAAGAGCCUGCGGUUGCUGGAGACCGGCGAGCCGCUGUGCAUCCCUGUGACCCAGGACGGGCCUCUGAUGACCGAGUCAAGUGUGCGGGAGAGCGAGGAACUUAUCAUGCGCACUAAGAGCCACCUCUCAUGCCGUGCCUCAUCUUCCUCUCCCUUUCUCCCUUUCAUCCAACCCUUCUCCCUGUCACCUCUCUCCUUCUCUCCCUCCCUCUCGUUCAUCCACCCCGUUUCCCCCCCACAGGCGGCCAACCCCGGGUGUGUCUUGGAGGACUUUGUUCGCUGGUACUCCCCACCCGACUGGUCGCCACUCCCUCAGUCGCCUUCCGUUCACUCACCCUCUCCCCAUACACCGUCUGCCAAACCUCCCACUGUACAAACACCCACUCUCGACUCGGCCUCGCUCCCCUCACCCACCUCCCACACACGUGAACUUGCUUCCGAGGCAAAGACUCCCUGUGCUGCCACAUGUGCUGCUUCCUGUGCCGCGUCUCAUGGCCGAGAGAAAGUGGGCCAGGCUGCAGGGAGCGCUGCAGGGGGAAGAAUUGACUCUACACCCAAAAAGACGGGUUACCUCAGCGUGCGGAUGAAGGCUUCAGAUAACCUGUGGCAGCAGCUGUGGAACCGCGCUCGACCGCUGCCCAUCGCUCUCCAACCCCCCUUGGUGGACUACGACUAUGCUGCCUGUUCAAGUGUGUUUCCCUUCUUCUCCCCUUCUCCCCUCCUCCAUUCCGCCAGGGAGAAGAGCCUUACCUGGCUGGAGAGCAUUCCCCCAUCCCACCUCUUUGCAGAGCUCUUCACCGCACUCGUUGUCGCUGGAUUCUCUGCCGCUGCCUCAGCAUACCACACUCCCCCCACCACCUCCUCCUCGUCUUCUCUCCCCGCAAGACGACAGGAUGGCUGGGUGCGUGUUAAUGGUUCAGACGUAGCAGCAGCAGCAGCUUGGAAGCAAGAUGGGGAGGAGGAGGAGGAAGGGGAAGGGGAGGGGGAAGGGGAGGGGGAGGAGGAGGGGGAGGAGGAGGGGGAGGGAGAGGCCUGUGUACAGGCAACAGCAAAUGGGCACAUCAGAGCCCGCGUGGCGGAGUGCUGCCGCUACGUGGCUGGCGCAUGCACGAGGGGAAUGAGCGAUGACAAGAUAACCAACGUGUGCCUUGUAUACGAGAUGAUGGAGGAUAUAGUGGUGGGCCCGCAAGCCAAGGCGCAGCUUCCCAGGGCCAACACGUCAGCCUCUCAAGACGCCCAACCUGUGUCCACACUCAAGCCCUCGCUCCUGCAGCAGUGGCAGCAGUGGCACUCCAAACCCUCCGCCAAACCCCACGACAACCACCAAUACCCGCCCGGCGACGCUCACCCGAUCGACCCUCUCCCAGAAAACGCCCUUUUGAGCAACCCUCAACCAAACGACCGUCAUGACAACGACACUCACCAAAACGACAAGGAGGAUGACAAUCACGCGUGCUCCGACUCAGAGCCAUACGACACACGAAGCCUCUCCGAUGCUUCGUGCGGCACAGGCGGGUUUUCUCCUGAGCCCAGCACGUCUCCUCGCAUCCACCCCCCCGCCAACACACCUGCUCGCCGGUUCUCCAUCCUGGGAGCUGGAUCGAGCUUUCCUUCCUUCCCCACUGCGAGUUUUCCCACAAGCCCCAUGUUUGGGUCUAUCGACCUCUCCUCCCUGCAUCAGUACAACCAGCAGCAGCAGCCACCCCAGCAGCAGCAGCAGCAGCAGCAGACAAUCCAGCAGCAGCAACAGGUGGUUGAAGAGGGUUCAGCUGGUCAAAAGGAUGCUGUAGAGCCUGUGACUGCGCAGCUUUCUGCAUCGUCGAGUUUUGUUAACCGCGUGGCAAUGUGGGCUGGGCUUGGCGCUGCAGGGAGUGGGAGAGGCCUAGGGGGAGAGCAGGCGAGUGCACAGGAGCAGCAGCAGGUGCAGGAGCAGCAGGUGCAGGAGCAGCAGUUGCAGAAGCAGCAAGAAGAGGAGUCUCUGGUAAUCACUGUCUCUGCAAACGGUGGUCUUGAAGCUGCUGCUGCUGCUGCUGCGGCCGCUGCCGCCGAUGCUGACGCUUCUGCCACCGCUGCCACCACUGCCACCACUGCCACCGCUGCCACUGCUGUUGAUGGUGCUGCUGCUGAUGCACCUUCCCUGCCGGUUCUUGAAGAGAGCGAGGGGGGAGAGAACGCGGGAAAAGAUGCAAAGGAGGAGUUCACUGAUAACGAUGAUGGUGAGGAUGUGAAGCCCAACAGACCCUUGACUGCACCUGCUGCUGUGAGCUUCAGAGGGUUCCGGAAGGUGGACAUGACAAGGAAGCUGCUCUAA
Molecule: messenger RNA, 4338 nt
Organism: Closterium sp. NIES-65
Lineage: Eukaryota; Viridiplantae; Streptophyta; Zygnematophyceae; Desmidiales; Closteriaceae
Source: the annotation of a GenBank genome assembly